AUGGCCUUCCAGAUGGCGCCUGCGACUCCGCAACGCCCCACGCCCGGGGCGUUCGUCAACACUCCUGCGCCCAACCGACCUGGCUUCGCUCGAACAGGUUCCAUGUCGCAACCACCACCGCAGCAACAGCAAGCGCUGCCUGCACCGCCAACAGAGAGCCCGAUCGAUCGCGCAUCGCGGACUAUCAACAGCAUGCUGGAUCGAGAUAACCGGUUUCCCGCUCUAGAGGCGUACAUCGGACAGGGCAUCUCGGGCGAGUAUGAACUGCCCAACAGCCCGGCGUGGGCGCCGUUCCAGAAACUGCGCUCCUACAAACUUCCAGAGGCCGUCUUUGAGCAGGUAGACCACACGCAGAUGUCGACGAGCAUGGGCCUGUUCGCUGAGAUCAACCACGCCUGGGUUGUCGUGGACAACCAGGUCUACCUCUGGGACUACACACAUCCAAACCCUGAACUCGUUGGAUUUGAAGAGCAACCCAGCAACAUCACAUGUGUCAAGCUCGUCAAGCCGCGGCCUGGCGUCUUUGUUGGCACUAUCGAAUACCUACUCGUCGUCGCGACCGUUUCAGACAUCUUCCUUAUCGCUGUCGAAUGCCAGCGAGGUCCCGAAGGCGUUCACGGCAUCACAAUGUACCGGACUGGACUAUCGACUUCGGUCAGGAAGAUCAAUGUGACUGCAAUCGCCGGCUCGACAACAACCGGGCGCAUCUUCUUUGGCGAUGGUCAGACCGAGGACGUAUACGAGCUGAACUACCAGCAGGAAGACAAAUGGUUUUCCAGCAAGUGCAGCAAGACAAACCACGUCACAACCUCCAUUGGCCUCCCAGCACUGCCCUUUUACGGACCAACGCGACAAGCCGGCAUUCAGCAGAUGGUAAUCGACGACACCCGCAACGUCCUGUACACACUUUCUACCAACGGUACUAUCAAGGUCUACUACAUGCGCGCGCCAAACGUUCUCGAGAGCUCUCUCACCCGGACACGAACACAAAUCGAGACAAUGUGUGGGCACAUUGUACGGCCGACAGGCGUCCUGGACAAGAUGCAGAUCGUCCACUUGAGCCCCAUCUCGAGUACCGAAGCAGACAAUCUGUCUUUGAUGGCCACAACAUCGUCCGGAUGUAGGCUGUAUUUGAGCACGACAUCUGGUGGACAAUGGAGUGCCAACAGCACCAGCGCACCAAACAGUAUGCAACUACGACACAUUCGAUUUCCUCCCAACGACGGUCAGCCUUCGCAGCAGAGCACUUCAACUCAGGUGCAGCCAUACCAGGGAGGCACCGCGGUCGGAUUUGAGUCGAGAUAUCUUAGAGAGACCACUCUUGCAACGCGGUACGCGCCCGGUGCAUUCUUCUCUUUUGUCCUACGAUCGCCAAACGACCAAAACCAUCAUAUGUUUGUUUCCGCCCCUCACUCUGGGCUACUGGGUCAGCGAGAAAGCUCGGAACCUCCACGAUACACCGAGACUGGCUUGUAUACAGAACUCAUAGGCAGAGUACAGGACAUUGGUUUGGUGUCAGAACCCUUUUCGGCAAGGAAUGAACCUCUUGGCUUCGGCAAUGAGCUUUCGACCCAAUUCGACAAACCCCUGUGCGAAUAUGCAAUCAUCACAUCGCACGGCAUCGAGACGGUCCGACGGAGAAGACUUGUCGACAUAUUUGCUUCCAUUGUGAAGAACGGAGGCCAGGAGGGUGCUGAAGGCGACAUCCGCAAGCUCGCGAAGCAGUACGGUUUGGCCGAGACUUCCGCUACGGCUUUGGCUGUCGCGUGCGGUCAAGGCUCAGACGUCGGACCCGAUUCGCGCAUCGCGAAGGUUACUGAUCCCGAGGUCAUUGAUUUUGCCCGUAGAGUCUUUAUUGAAUUUGGUGGGAAAGCACAUCUGACAGAGAGCGCGACAGUAGAAGGUUUGAGUGUAGAGAAUGUCCGCGCCUCACCGAGACACGAUGGUAUUGCCAUGUAUGUGUCGCGCAUUGUCCGGUCCAUCUGGAAUACCCCUAUCAUCGCGGAGACUGCUACACCGACCGGACCCGCCCUCACAUCGACACAUCCAAUCGCCAAGUUGCAAGAAGUCCAGCGUUCUUUGGCUCAACUUCAAGAGUUCCUCGAAUCGAACAGGUCUUUUAUUGAAGGCUUGGCUGGUCCAGAGGCACUCGGACGUGCAACAUCGCGACAAGAAGAAGUAGAGCUCCAAGGCGAGAACAGGGCGCUCAACAGUUUGUUGCAGAUGAUUAACAACAUUGUUGAGGGAAUAUCCUUUGUCCUGGUACUCUUUGAAGAGCGCUUAGAAGAUAUUCUGGUAUUGCUGCCAGAUCCUCAACUACAAGGAAGAGUACGCCAACUCACCUUCCACGGUCUUUUCUCUGUCAAAGAAGGUAAAGAGAUCGCAAGAGAGCUUGUCAAGGCUAUUGUAAACCGCAACAUCACCAAGGGUUCCAACGUUGAAUCAGUUGCCGAAGCUCUGCGGAGGAAGUGCGGCAGCUUCUGCAGCUCAGACGAUGUUGUCAUCUUCAAGGCGCAAGAGAGUCUGAAGAAGGCCGCCGAUUCUGGCGCGAAUGCCGAACGUGGACGCAUCUUGCUCAAUGACAGUCUGAGACUGUUCGAGCAGGUGGCGAAGAGUCUGAGCUACGAGAACCUGGCUGCUACAGUCAAUCAGUACAUUCAACUCGAGUUCUAUGCUGGUGCUAUUAGACUUGCCCUGAAGGUGGCUCAGGAAUGGGAUCGAGGUAACAAAGCGUUGUCUUGGAUUCGAGACAAGAGUGAUAGCAAUGUCGACUCGAAUGACGCGCGCCGAGAAUACUUCGACAAGCGCGCCUCUUGCUACACGUUGAUCUGCAAGGUUGUCGAAGCUGUGGAUCAAGCGUACAACACGCAGGGUCCCGUGCCCGAUGGUGUCAUUUCACAGGUCACUCGUCGCAAGCACGAAGCUUACGAGCAGAUCAACAACUCAGACGACGAGGUUUUCCAAAACUACUUGUACGAUUGGUACAUGCAGAACGGCUGGGCCGAGCGAUUGCUGGAGAUCAAUUCUCCUUUUGUAGUCGACUACUUGCGGCAAAGCUCUGAGACAAACCUGGCACACGCGGAUUUGUUGUGGCGUUACUACGCUCACUACAACGACUACCUCAGCGCUGCUGAGACACAAUACCAGCUCGCCAAGAGCACCCUACCCCUGACACUGGAGAAGAGGAUAGAGUAUCUGUCGCGCGCAAAGGCCAAUGCCUCUACACGGAUGAAUGGCUUCGCGGAGAACGGGGUACGCAACAGGCAGUCAAGACAGGAGCUCCUAAGAAACAUCACCGAUCACUUGGACAUUGCGAAUAUUCAAGACGACGUCUUACAAAGAAUCAAGGGCGAUGAGCGACUUGCUGGGAAGCGAAGAGAAGAUGUCAUUGAUCACCUCAACGGCCAGAUCCACCCUCUUGACGAACUUUACCACGACUAUGCCGAUCAAGCGGCAUACUACGACAUAUGCCUACUGAUCUACCACGCUGCCGACUACCGCAGCGUACCCGAUAUCCGCUCGACGUGGACUAAUCUUAUUGACCAAACUCAUCGGAAUGCUCUGGCUGAUCGUCAAGGAGCUCCUUGGGAGAUCGUCGCACUGAAGGUCGAGGACCUCGGUCACCGUACCAACCUUAACGACAACGUUUUCCCAGUGAACAUCGUCCUGCAGCUUCUUCUCCAAUACGACCUCGAGUUCUACGUACACGAUGCUAAUGCGCCAAAUGCGCAGAACCUUGCACUCAACUCCAACCUCACGUGGCCGAUCGAUGUAUUCCUCAAACUUCAAGCGCCAUUCGAGAACCUGGUCGCCACUCUGGAAGCACUAUGGUAUGCACAGGAACAGCCUUUUGCUGGUCGUAACCGCAAACUGCUUGUUAAGUGGAUCAUCUACCUCGUAGAGCAGUGGGGUGCAGUAAGCAGACGGACUGGUGCGUUAUUUGGUGGUCCUGAGAACGCCAUUGGUCUUGCGGAAGUAAUGCGCAUCAUCUUGAGCAGCGAUGUCUUGGGGCGAGACAUGGAUGAUCAGGCUUGGAUCCAGCGGGCGAGGGAUCUCAGUGCCACGCUCGAGGAAGCUGCGCGCUGA
Alternaria postmessia is the source of this 4086-nucleotide messenger RNA. RefSeq lists its product as uncharacterized. Gene Ontology annotation, cellular component: nuclear pore inner ring; nuclear pore. Bases 1 to 4086 code for a protein of 1361 amino acids. The transcript is spliced from 4 exons. Gene Ontology annotation, molecular function: structural constituent of nuclear pore. Gene Ontology annotation, biological process: protein import into nucleus; protein localization to nuclear inner membrane; transcription-dependent tethering of RNA polymerase II gene DNA at nuclear periphery. NCBI's taxonomy places the organism in Eukaryota, Fungi, Ascomycota, Dothideomycetes, Pleosporales, Pleosporaceae. The record is from RefSeq and is a predicted model, not a curated record.